GUCUUUUUCUCUCUCUAACAGUCUUCCCCCACACAUACUGACACACCCUCCCAGAUUUCUAGAGAGAGAAACACUGACCCAGAGAAACCAGAGCCCCCAUUUCCCUCUUUCUCUCUCUAGACUUCAUUUAUACCCCUCUUGGAGUGAGACACACACACGCAGAGAGUUCAGUUCUCCUUAACGAACCCAAUUUCUCAUUUCCAUUUUCUUUCUCUCUCUCUGUUGGGUUUUGCUCUGUAUACUUGAGUUGAGGGAGUAUUGGGUUCUGUUUCUGUGUGUAUUAUUGAGUUUUGUUAUUAUUCUUUUGUUUAUCGAUUUUUUGAGGUGAAUGUAAUGUACCUUUUGUGAGAUUUGGAGCCCUAGAGUUUGUGGAUCCUGGGCUGGGCUUGCAUUUGAAUGUGAAGAAAGAGGGGAGAGAUUCGGGUAGAUCAGGUUAUGGCGGAGAUUUCUGGCGAUGGAGGUGGGUUUUUGCCGGAGGUUAGUAAUGGACGAGCAGUAGAUUCUCAGGCUACGCCGACACCCAUUCCGGCACCGAAUCCAACGUCGUUGACGGUGUCAGGAUCUUUCAAAGAGGGGAAGAGCUCGUCGAGGCGCCGGACGUCGGUUAGGCCGAGUAUGGACGCCGACGACUUCUUUAACUUGUUUCCCGGCUCGGAUCCGGUGAAGUUGGAGCUCAAUCGCCUCGAGAAUGAAGUGCGAGAUAAGGAUCGAGAGCUUGGGGAAGCUCAGGCGAAGAUCAAGGCAUUAAAGUUGUCUGAGCGGCUUAGAGAGAAGGCAGUUGAAGAGCUGACUGAAGAACUAUCAAAGGCUGAGGAGAAGUUAAAAUUGACGGAAUCUCUUCUUGAAAGCAAGGUAUUCACUGAACCUUUUUUUUUUUUUAACCUUCUUUACACCUUUUGGUUGAUAACAUGUAAUUUAUCGUGUAAUAUUUUGCAGAAUCUUGAAAUAAAGAAAAUCAAUGAUGAGAAGAAGGCUUCAAUGGCAGCUCAAUUUGCUGCUGAAGCUACUCUUAGGAGGGUGCAUGCUGCUCAAAAGGAUGAUGACAUGCCUCCAAUCGAAGCCAUUCUUGCACCUUUGGAGGCUGAGCUCAAGCUUGCACGACAGGAGAUUGCUAAGCUUCAAGAUGACAAUAAAGCAUUGGAUCGCCUUACCAAAUCAAAGGAAGCAGCCUUGGUUGAUGCUGAGAGGACUGUUCAAAGUGCCCUGGCCAAGGCCUCUAUGGUGGAUGAUUUACAGAAUAAAAAUCAGGAGUUGAUGAAACAGAUAGAGAUUUGCCAGGAAGAAAAUAAAAUCUUGGACAAGAUGCACAGACAAAAAGUUGCAGAGGUUGAAAAAUUAACGCAAACUGUGAGGGAGCUGGAGGAGGCUGUUCUUGCUGGUGGUGCUGCAGCAAAUGCUGUGAGGGAUUACCAGCGCAAAGUUCAAGAGAUGAAUGAGGAAAGGAAAACUCUUGAUAGAGAGUUGGCUCGUGCAAAGGUAACAGCCAACAGAGUGGCUGUUGUAGUAGCAAAUGAAUGGAAAGAUGCAAAUGAUAAGGUUAUGCCUGUAAAACAGUGGCUUGAAGAACGAAGAUUUUUGCAGGGAGAAAUGCAGCAACUUCGUGAUAAACUUGCUAUAAUGGAACGAACUGCUAAGUCUGAAGCUCUAUUGAAAGAGAAGUAUCAGCUGCGACUUAGAGUGCUUGAAGAGAGCUUGAGAGGGUCUUCUGGCAGUAACAAUCGGAGUACUCCUGAAGGGAGAAGUAUAAGCAAUGGCCCCUCUCGUCGGCAAUCUCUGGGUGGAGUUGACAACAUUUCGAAAUUAACUUCCAAUGGAUUUUUAUCAAAAAAGACACCAGGUUCUCAGUAUAGACCUUUGUCCUCAAGCAGUAGCACAGUGUUGAAACAUGCUAAAGGCACGUCGAAAUCAUUUGAUGGAGGCACGAGGUCAUUGGACCGAGGAAAGGUGUCUUUAAAUAGACUUCUACCCAGUUAUUCAUUCAAUCAGUCCUGUGAUGCAAGCAAGGACAGUGAAGUAAAUAAUGAUUGGAAAAGUAAUCCUGAUGAAAAGGGAAACGAGUCUCCCACAAUUGAGAGUGAAGACAGUGUUCCGGGUACGUUGUACGAUUUACUUCAGAAGGAGGUUAUAGCUUUGAGAAAAGGCGGUCAUGAGAAAGAUCAAAUCCUUAAAGACAAGGAUGACGCCAUUGAGAUGUUAGCAAAGAAGGUAGAGACGCUGACAAAAGCAAUGGAGGUUGAGGCAAAGAAGAUGAGAAGGGAAGUGGCUGCCAUGGAGAAGGAGGUAGCAGCUAUGCGUGUGGAGAAAGUGCAGGAGAACAAGGCAAAGCGAUUUGGUGGCAGCACCAAGGGCCCCGUUAGUGCAGCACAACUGCAUCCUGGAAGGAAUGUUGGACGCGGUGGGUUGAAUCGUAGCACUCAAUAACAAGAAACUGAACCUGCAUUUGUGCAACCAAGCGUUUCCACAUAGUUUAUGAUCUUUGUUCCUUUUUACUCUAUAUUUAAUUUUCUUCCACAUGAUUGAUCAUAGUAGUGUAGCCCGCAUGCCGAUGACCCUGUGUUCGUUAAAUUGUUGGCAAUAUAGUAAGAGGAAAGACUUGGAAAGACGACGUUGCACGUUGCACAAAGAGAGGUAAUUGGUAAUGCAUCUGACUUAGGAUUGUCAUCCCUGUGUUUAGAGAUCAGCAAAGAAGGGGAGAAAGAAAGAGUUAAAAAGGAAGAAUAGUUGACUUGUUGGCUAACCACCUUCUGUCAGGUUUGUUUUUGAGUGAGCCAAUGGUUGUGUGGAUUUGUAUAGGUAGUCUCCCUACUGAUUGGAAUUUUUAUUUUUGUUUCUUCUAUUGUCAUAUUCAGUUGACAUAUGAUGUAAUCUGCAAUGAGUGUGUUAUUGAUUCAGGUAUUGUUAAUAUAUUCUUGUUAUUACACCAAA
This is a messenger RNA of Cucurbita maxima (winter squash), 2925 nucleotides long. RefSeq names its product microtubule-associated protein 70-1-like. Lineage: Eukaryota; Viridiplantae; Streptophyta; Magnoliopsida; Cucurbitales; Cucurbitaceae. Gene Ontology annotation, biological process: cytoskeleton organization. The transcript has 10 exons. The coding region runs from base 436 to 2421 and encodes 661 amino acids. Gene Ontology annotation, molecular function: microtubule binding. The record is from RefSeq and is a predicted model, not a curated record.